Messenger RNA from Punica granatum (pomegranate), 2230 nucleotides. Lineage: Eukaryota; Viridiplantae; Streptophyta; Magnoliopsida; Myrtales; Lythraceae. The record is from RefSeq and is a predicted model, not a curated record.
UAGAACCCUAAUUGACAGUGCUGCUCGCAGUUCCCACCGUCUUCCCCAUUUCCCUCACCCCAGCAAGCCCUAAAGAUCAGAUCGCCUAGAAUAAUGAGGCAUUCAUGGCGUUUCCUUCUUCUCCGAUCCCGCCACCUUCGUUCGAACUCCCUCAGUCACUUCCCACACUUCCCGUCCGUACAAUCUGCUCCCAACCUCAGCUCAGUUCGCCAUGUCAGUUCGUUCUUUGCCAGCUCCCAGCUCACGAGCUUUGCGAACCCUUCAGCGGCGAGGGGUUAUACGUCCGAGGCGGCUAUUGAGCUCAAGGACUCGGAUCACAUGGCCCUUGUAGGUGACAUCUUCUCCAAAUUUGAGGACUUGAGUGAUAUCAGGAGAGAGAUUGAGCUGCACAAUGUUGCGAUUACCCAUGACUUGAUUCUGAAGGUUUUGAAGGGGCUCGAUGCGAGUCCUGAUGUUGCUAGGAAGUUUUUCGGUUGGGUUUCGGACAGCAAUGGUGAGCGUUUGAGCUCGAAGUCGUACAACUCGAUGCUUCGUAUUUUAGGUUUUAAUGGUUUUGAUCAGGAGUUUUGGGACUUGAUUGAGGUUAUGACAAGAAAAGGUUAUGGGGUGUCAAAGGGUGUGAGAGACAAAGUGUUGGAGAAAUUCGAGAAAGAAGGAAGGAAUAGCGACAUGGAGAAGCUGAGAGGGGUUUUUGCGUCUGGAUCGAUUGAUAAAUCGCUGGAAAAAAUGUGUGCUAGGAUUUGUAGGAUUGUGCAGAAUGAGGCGUGGAGUGAGGAAGUUGAGGGGAAACUGCGGGAAUUGAAUUUUGAGUUUUCAAGCGAUUCAGUGAUCAUGAUGCUGGAGAAUCUUGCCGCCGAGCCUUCCAAAGCUUUCAUAUUUUUCAAGUGGCUCGAGGAGAGUGGUUGCAUUGAGCACGAUAAAAGAACGUUCAAUGCUGUGGCUAGGGUGCUGGGAAGAGAGGAUUCUGUUGAUAAAUUCUGGAAGGUUGUUGAUGAAAUGAGGGCUGCUGGUUAUGAAUUGGAAAAGGAUACCUAUACCAUAGUAUUGAAGCGCUUCCUGGACCGGAAAAUGAUCAAGGAAUCAGUAAAUUUGUAUGAGUUUGCGAUGGGAGGUUCUGAUAAGCCCUCUGCGCAGGAUUGCACCUUUCUGUUGAAGAAAAUAGCUGUGAGCAAGUCUUUCGAUUUAGCCCUGUUCUCAAGGGUUGUGAAUGCUUUCUAUGAGGGUGGAGAUGGAGGUGUCUUGACGGAUACUAUGCUCAGUGCGGUUGUGAAGUCUCUAGCCAGCGUCAGUAGGCUUGGGAAGUGCAAUAAGGUGUUGAAAGCGAUGAAGGAAAAUGGUUAUGUUCCUAGUAGCAGCAUGCAGAGUAAGAUAGCCUUCCAGCUUAGUAGUUCUGGUCGAAAGAAACAAGCAGACGAUUUAAUAAAGGUGUCUGGAAAUAACCCCGACCACCAGACAUGGAUGUCUCUGAUAGAAGGGCACUGUGUGGCUGGGGACCUUGAGAAGGCAUCGGAGUAUUUCAAGGAGAUGGUAAAGAAAGAAGAGGGCGCCUCUGUUACUAAUGCUUUUGAAUCGUUGGUAAGCUACUAUUGCCGCAGGAACAGGGCCAUUGAUGCUAGCAAACUUAUGCAUGAUUGCAUCUCUGGGGACAACUUGAAGCCUCGGCAUUCUACUUACAAGCUCCUCAUUAGCAAGUUACUGGUCCAAGGGGGGUUUAAAGAUGCAUUGGGCCUUCUAAGCGUGAUGAAGAGUCAUGGAUUCCCACCCUUCCUGGAUCCUUUUGUUGAGUACAUUUCCAAGAGUGGAACAGGUGGAGAUGCUGUUGCCUUUUCGAAAGCAGUGACAUCUAAGAGAUUCCCAUCUGCAUCAGUUUACAUCCGACUGUUUGAGGCCUUUUUCGAGGCUAGGAGGCGCAAGGAAGCCCAGGAGUUUCUUUCUAAAUGUCCCAAACACAUACGGGACCAUGCAGAUGUUUUGAAUCUCUUCUGCCCCAAGUCGAAAGGCAGAGUUGCUGUAUCUUCGUAGGGUUUGUUAGGACCUUUGUAUUAUUGAGGUCUAGUUAGAAUGUCUUGCUCAAGAUUUUUGGUGCCAAACUUAUAUGAUGCUUUUGCAUGCUUUAUUUUCCGGGCAAUGCUGUAUUCCUUGCUUCACAUUUGUUUGCCCUCAGAAAAAUGGCGAAUUUUUAUCUUCAUUGAAAUAAGCCGGAGGGACUCAAGGACUCCACUUAUUCCCA